This is a messenger RNA of Penicillium malachiteum, 4155 nucleotides long. RefSeq names its product ATP-binding cassette transporter YOR1. The transcript has 5 exons. NCBI's taxonomy places the organism in Eukaryota, Fungi, Ascomycota, Eurotiomycetes, Eurotiales, Aspergillaceae. Gene Ontology annotation, biological process: transmembrane transport. Gene Ontology annotation, molecular function: ATP hydrolysis activity; ATP binding; ABC-type transporter activity. Gene Ontology annotation, cellular component: membrane. The record is from RefSeq and is a predicted model, not a curated record. The coding region runs from base 1 to 4155 and encodes 1384 amino acids.
AUGUCGGCACCUGAGUCCACUGUAGUGGCACAGGACAAGACACAUCCAACCGAGGCUUCGGCUUCUGCUUCUAGUUCGGGAUCAACUGGGGAACAUAAAGCGCCGGAUUUGGAAGUGCAGAGUGUUGACUCCGCGCAAAAGAAAAGAUGGUAUAAACGACUUAAUCCGUUGCGCUGGCAAGCGCCGCCGCCUGUUCCUGAAGAAAGAACUAUAUCAAGAGAGCAUGAUGCUGGGUUCUUUAGUACGGUCUACUUCCAAUGGAUGUCACCGUUGAUGAGAGUGGGAUACCUUCGUCCUCUCGAACUACAAGAUAUCUGGACUGUCAACCCAAAUCGCUCGGUAGACGUCUUAUCGGCGCGAUUCAAUGAUGCAUUGGAACGUCGCACAACAGCCGGUAGUAAGCGGCCCUUGAUAACGGCUCUAUACGAUACUUUCCGGUUUGAAUUCCUGCUCGGUGGAAUUUGUCAAUUGUUCGGUUCUCUCUUACUGGUCUUCGCGCCAUAUCUCACUCGAUAUCUAAUCGCUUUUGCCACUGAUGCCUGGGAUGCGAAGGAGGAUGGUGGCCCAAGCCCGAGUAUCGGUCGUGGAAUGGGCUUCGUCGUCGGACAGAUGGUUGGUGGACAGAUUCGUGCAGUUCUAAUCUCGGUGGUUUUUAAGAAAGCGAUGAAAUUAUCUUCCAGAGCUAAGGCUGGUGGAAAAGCGACCGAGGAGGAAGUUGCGGCGUUGGUAGCUGCGAAGGAUGCGGCAUUGAAAAAGGAUCCGAAUGAGAAGCCUCAGGAAAAGUCGAAGAAGGACUCGAAAAAGGACAAAAAUGGAGUCGCCGGUGAUGGUCGUGGAUGGAGUAAUGGUCGCAUUGUCGCAUUGAUGAGUAUUGAUAUCGACCGCAUCAAUCUCGCGGCUGGCAUGUUCCAUAUGCUUUGGACCGCACCCAUUUCAAUCAUCGUCACACUGGUUCUUCUUCUCGUCAAUAUCGGUGUCAGCUGUCUUUCUGGAUAUGCGCUGCUGAUGCUGAGUAUGCCGUUUAUGAUUUUCGCCAUGCGAUCUUUGGUCAUGCGCCGAAGAGCUAUCAAUAAAAUCACCGACGAGCGGGUAUCGCUUACACAGGAAAUCUUGCAGGCCGUGCGCUUCGUCAAGUACUUUGGUUGGGAGAGCAGCUUCUUGGAUCGGUUGAAGAAGAUUCGCGCCCGGGAAAUUCGUGCCAUUCAGACCGUUAUGGCGAUUCGAAAUGCUAUUCUCUGUAUUUCCAUCUCGAUUCCUGUCUUUGCUUCAAUGCUGGCUUUCGUCACUUAUGCCCUCACCAGCCAUGAUUUGCACCCUGCUAAUAUCUUCUCCUCACUUGCCCUUUUCAACUCUCUGCGUAUGCCUCUGAACAUGGUGCCCCUGGUCCUUGGUCAGGUCGGUGAUGCUAUUACCGCUCUCGCGCGUAUCCAGGAAUUCCUGCUCGCCGAGGAACAGGCAGAUGACAUUGAACGAAUUGAGGAGAUGAAAAACGCAAUUGAAGUUGAGAAUGCCUCGUUUACCUGGGAGCGUUUGCCAUCCACGCAGACUGCUUCCAAGAAUCCCAGCAAGGCGGACAAGAAAGCUGCUAAGCUCAUCGAAGCUUCCCAGGUGAAUGAAAAGGAGAAGGCUGAGGCUGAACAACCCACAGAGCCAUUCAAAUUAUCACACAUCAAUCUGGAGGUCGGUCGCAAUGAACUCUUGGCUGUCAUUGGAACUGUUGGUUGCGGUAAAAGUUCUCUUCUCUCUGCAUUGGCGGGCGAUAUGCGUGUCACUGAUGGUAAGGAAUACAACGAGGCCUGGUAUAAUGAGGUCGUCGAUGCUUGUGCCUUGACUCCUGAUUUGGAAAUUCUUCCCAACGGCGAUGCCACCGAGAUCGGUGAGCGUGGUAUCACUGUUUCCGGUGGACAAAAGCAACGAUUGAACAUUGCUCGUGCUAUCUACUUCAAUGCGGAGCUUGUACUCAUGGAUGACCCUCUCUCUGCCGUUGACGCCCACGUUGGUCGUCACAUCAUGGAUAAAGCUAUCUGUGGUCUUCUCAAGGACCGAUGCAGAAUCUUAGCUACCCACCAACUCCACGUUCUCAGCCGCUGUGACCGUAUUGUGGUUAUGGAUGAAGGACGCAUCCACGCGGUCGACACCUUUGACAACCUUAUGCGCGAUAACGAGCUAUUCCAACGUCUCAUGUCAACAUCCGGACAGGAGAACUCUGAAGAGGAGUCUGAAAACUCCGAGGAAGACGACAUCGACGAAGUGGAUGAGAAGAAGGAAUCUAGCAAGGAAGUCGCUCAACCUGGAAAGCCCACUAACAUGCUCAUGCAAGAUGAGGAAAAGGCCACAUCUUCUGUUGGCUGGAGCGUAUGGAAAGCCUAUAUCCGUGCAUCCGGUAGUUACUGGAAUGCCAUCGGAAUCCUCUUCUUCCUUGCGCUCGCCAACGUCGCCAACGUCUGGACUAGUCUGUGGCUCUCAUACUGGACUUCGAAUAAAUACCCUCAGCUCAACACGGCGAAGUACAUUGGUAUCUAUGCCUCGCUGGGUGCUAGUGUCGUGGUCAUUAUGUUCAUGUUCUCAACUUACAUGACGACUUGUGGUACUAAUUCCAGUCGAACGAUGCUUCAAAAUGCCAUGACGCGUGUGCUUCGGGCGCCAAUGUCUUUCUUCGAUACUACACCCUUGGGUCGCAUUACCAAUCGCUUCUCGAAGGAUAUUGGUGUUAUGGAUAACGAACUCGGUGAUGCGAUGCGAAUUUACGCGAUUACGAUGACUUUGAUUGUUUCUAUUAUGAUCUUGAUUGUCGUCUACUUCUACUAUUUCGUCAUCGCACUCGUUCCACUUCUUAUCCUCUUCCUUACGGCCUCGAACUACUACCGCGCAUCCGCCCGCCAAAUGAAACGUCACGAGGCUGUUUUGCGAUCAAUGGUGUACGCCCGUUUCGGCGAGGCUAUUACUGGUGUCGCAUCUAUCCGUGCCUAUGGCGUUGAAAAGGACUUCGAACGCACGAUCGAAGAGUCCAUUGAUAUGAUGAACGGCGCAUACUUCCUCACCUUCUCCAACCAGCGCUGGUUGAGUGUUCGUCUCGACGCGGUCGCAACAUGUCUUGUCUUCGUGAUCGGUGUUCUGGUCGUCACCUCUCGCUUCGAUGUAUCUCCUAGUAUUUCCGGUCUCAUCCUCUCGUAUAUCCUCGCCAUUGCCCAGAUGUUACAAUUCACAGUUCGUCAACUCGCCGAGGUGGAAAACGACAUGAAUGCCACAGAACGUGUUCACUACUACGGCACUGAGCUCGAACAAGAAGCUCCCUUGCAACUAGGUCAAGUACCUACCAGUUGGCCUGAAAAGGGUCGCAUCGAGUUCCAAGACGCGCAGAUGCGGUACAGAGCAGAGUUACCGCUUGUGCUUAAGGGUCUUAGCAUGGAUGUGCAGGGCGGCGAGCGCAUCGGUAUUGUCGGUCGCACGGGCGCUGGAAAAUCCAGUAUCAUGUCUGCGCUAUUCCGUCUGACCGAGCUUUCCAGUGGAACUAUCCAGAUCGAUGGUGUGGAUAUUUCAAAGAUUGGUCUCUUCGAUCUUCGAUCUCGAUUAGCCAUUAUCCCACAAGAUCCUGCGUUGUUCAAGGGUACUAUCCGAACGAACUUGGAUCCAUUCAACGAACACUCUGAUCUGGAACUCUGGUCUGCUCUUCGCAAGGCAUACCUAAUCAACGAUGACACCACCGCUUCUCCCGUUAGCCCAGAUUCAGAUACUCUUGAACCUGAACCUACAGCAGAGACACACAGACAAACCAAGCGUCUAACCCUUGAGUCCCAGGUGGACGAAGAAGGUCUAAAUUUCUCCCUGGGCCAACGUCAACUAAUGGCGCUCGCACGCGCUUUAGUCCGUGACGCACGGAUCAUUGUCUGCGACGAAGCGACUUCGUCUGUGGACUUUGAAACGGAUCAGAAGAUCCAGCGCACCAUGGCGCAGGGAUUCCAGGGUAGAACUUUACUCUGUAUUGCGCAUCGAUUGAGGACGAUCAUUCAUUAUGAUCGCAUCUGUGUAAUGGAUCAGGGUCAGAUUGCGGAGAUGGAUUCGCCGCUUGCGCUUUUUGAUCAGGAUGGCAUUUUCAGGGCGAUGUGUGAGCGCAGUGGGAUUUCGAGACAGGAUAUCCUGGAUGAAAAUAUCUAA